AUGCCCGAAUACCUCGUCAGACUCGUGCAGGUACACGAGAGCUUUCGGAAAGCAGAGCUCCAAGCUUUGGCUGAUGUGGCGGGAGUCGGAAUUGAGUUUGUAAAGUACAAUCAAGAUUCUCCAUUCUGCAUCGUCCGUCUUCCCUCCGACUCAGCAGCGGAAGCUGUCAUUUCCCGAAGCCUACUCUCUCAGGGCAUCUACGAGCUUUGGGGUCAGGGUCCUACCUAUGAAGCACUUCAUACCUCCAUUCAGGAACUUUCGUCUUCCAAGUGGCUAAAGUAUGAAUCAACGCCUUUCCGCUUCACCCUCGACGGUUUCCGCGGUACAAGAACGCAGACAGAACAGCAGGCGAUCAUCGAGUCUUUCUCUUACCUUGGAUUCAAUGGCCCAAUCCGGAUGCGGGAUCCCGACGUCUCGUUUAGAGUAUUCGAGGACUACGAAGACAAGGCACUGGAGCCGAAGCACCUGUACCUGGGCCGCUUCGUCGCAGCUUCUGGACGAGACGCUAAGACCGCCUUUGAUCUUAAGAAGAGGCACUAUAUCAGCACUACUUCCAUGGAUGCAGAGCUUGCUCUUCUGACCGCCAAUAUCGCUCUCGCGGCUACUGGGAAGCUGUUCUACGAUCCCUUCAUGGGAACGGGCGGAUUUCCGGUCGCUUGCGCUCAUUUCGGAGCCGUUGUAUUUGGCAGUGAUAUUGAUGGUAGAAGUAUUCGAGGUACUGGCGGGAGCGCCAGAAAAGGGCAAGUAGGGAAGAAAGACGUUGGAGGCAACUUCAAGCAGUAUGACCUCGAGUCAAGAUACCUUGGGGGCUUUGUCUCGGACUUGACGAAUACGCCUUUGAGGUUAUUACAACACAGUAACGAUUCUACCAAUGGUGGCUAUCUUGACGGCAUUGUAUGCGACCCUCCCUAUGGAAUCCGCGAAGGACUAAAAGUCCUUGGACCGCGCGAGAAGCUGAACGUGACGGAACGAGCAACGCAUCUGGAUCGAUUUAAAGAACCAACAUAUAUUCCUCCGAAACGGCCGUACUCCUUCACUGCUAUACUCGACGAUAUCCUGGCCUUCGCUGUGGCGACACUAGUUGAGAACGGCAGGCUCAGCAUGUGGAUGCCUACCGCAAAUGACGAAGACGUCGAGCUGGUGAUACCAACCCAUCCAUGCCUUGAGAUUGUUUCGAUCUGCGUGCAACCUUUCAAUAAGUGGUCGAGAAGACUACUCACGUACCGGAGAUUGCCUGAGUCAGAGGUAUCUCCGAACGCGCCCGAGAUGGCCAAGAAAGAGUACGAGAAGGGGGUGAAGGCAGAUGAAUUGAACGACUUCCGCCGAAAAUACUUUGAAGGAUUCAAAGAAUUUGAGCGGCUGAGGCAGGAACCCACUCCGAGCGAAGAGGACAUGAUGGACAGCAAAGGUAUUAGCGGGAAGUGGAGAAAGGCCUAG
Messenger RNA from Trematosphaeria pertusa, 1437 nucleotides. Its product is annotated as tRNA guanosine-2'-O-methyltransferas-like protein TRM11. Gene Ontology annotation, molecular function: nucleic acid binding. The transcript is spliced from 2 exons. Gene Ontology annotation, biological process: methylation. The coding region runs from base 1 to 1437 and encodes 478 amino acids. Lineage: Eukaryota; Fungi; Ascomycota; Dothideomycetes; Pleosporales; Trematosphaeriaceae. The record is from RefSeq and is a predicted model, not a curated record. Gene Ontology annotation, cellular component: cytoplasm.